GCGCAGCCCGCCCGCCGCGCGCCUCUGGCAGCCGGGCGCGGGGGGAUGCGGGGCUGACAGCCGCCGGCGGGGGAGACGGGAGCCGCCGCAGCGCGGGGUCCGCUGGGGGACGGUCCUGCCCUAGGCGGGGAGCGGAGAGGCCUGUCGGGCCAAGGGGCCAAGAUGUUGCGGCUGGCUGCCCUCGCCGCGCUCUUUGUGCUCUUCAGGCUGGUCCUGAAGCUCUCCUGGGUCCAGGUGAUCCCUGCCCUCUUCAUAUUCUACUUGGGCUCCGGGGGAUGGAAAUUCCUGCGCAUCGUCUUCAAGACAAUAAGGAGGGACGUCACCACGGGGCUAGUCCUGCUGAGGGUGAAGUGGCAGGUGUGGCGGCACUUGAGGGGGAAGAACACCAUCCCCAAGAUCUUCCAGGAGACGGUCCGCAAGCACCCGGAGAAGACGGCGCUGAUCUUCCAGGGAACGGGUGAGAGCUGGACCUUCCACCAGCUGGAUGAGUACUCCAACCAGGUGGCCAACUACCUGUAUGAGCAGGGCUUCCGCUCUGGCGACGUUGUGGCCUUGUUCAUGGAGUCCCGCAACCAGUACGUGGGCCUCUGGCUGGGGAUGGCCAAGAUUGGGGUGGAGGCGGCACUCGUGAACUCCCACCUGCGCAUGGAGGCCCUGCUGCAUUGCAUCAACAUCUCCAACUCCAAGGCCGUGGUGUUCGGGGCCGAGAUGAUGGAAGCCAUGCAGGAAGUACAGCCCUCCCUGGGGAAAUCUGUUCGUCUCUUCUGCUCCGGAGAUUGGAAUCCAGAAUCCGCACCCCCAAGCACAGAACACCUGGACCCCUUCCUGGAGAUGGCUCCUCGGCACCUGCCAAGCCCCCCAAAGAAGGGUUUCCUAGAUAAACUCUUCUACAUCUACACCUCCGGCACGACGGGGAUGCCCAAGGCAGCCAUCGUGGUCAAUUGCAGGUACUACCGCAUGGCAUCCCUGGUGUAUUACGGAUUCCGCAUGAGGCCAGAUGACGUCAUGUACGACUGCCUCCCUCUCUACCAUGCGGCAGGUAACAUUGUUGGAAUUGGCCAGUGCCUCCUCCAGGGGAUGACUGUGGUGAUCCGCAAGAAGUUCUCAGCCUCUCACUUCUGGGAUGACUGUGUGAAGUACAACUGUACGAUUGUCCAGUACAUCGGGGAGAUCUGCCGCUACCUCCUGAACCAGCCGUCCCAGGAGGUGGAGCGGCGGCACCACGUGCGCAUGGCGCUUGGGAACGGGCUGCGGAUGUCUAUCUGGAAGGAAUUCAUCUCCCGCUUCGGGAUCCCCCAAAUCGCCGAGUUCUACGGUGCCACCGAGUGCAACUGCAGCCUGGGCAACUUCGACAACAACGUUGGUUCCUGUGGCUUCAACAGCAGGAUCCUGCCUGGGAUUUACCCUGUCACCUUGGUGAGGGUGGACGAAGACACCAUGGAGCUGAUCCGUGGGCCGGAUGGACUCUGCAUCCCCUGUAAACCAGGGGAGCCGGGACAGCUGGUCGGACGCAUCAUCCAGAGUGACCCUCUGCUGCACUUCGACGGGUACCUGAACCAGUCAGCCACCAGCAAGAAGAUCGCCCAUGACGUGUUCGCCAAGGGGGACUUGACAUAUCUUACCGGAGACGUGCUGAUGAUGGAUGAAUACGGCUACAUGUACUUCCGGGACCGCACCGGGGACACUUUCCGUUGGAAGGGCGAGAAUGUCUCCACGACAGAGGUGGAGGGGACUCUGAGCCGCAUCCUCCACAUGACAGACGUCGUCGUCUACGGGGUGGAGGUGCCAGGCACCGAGGGGAAGGCAGGGAUGGCAGCCAUUGCUGACCCCAAGAAUUCCUGCAACCUGGAGAGUUUUGCCAAUGAGCUGAAGAAGGCCCUGCCCUUGUACGCACGGCCCGUCUUCUUGCGAGUGCUGCCAGAAGUCCACAAGACAAGCACUUACAAGUUCCAGAAGAUGGAGCUGCGCAGGGACGGAUUUGACCCCGCCGUGGUGAAGGACAAGCUGUACUUCCUGGACUCCAGGCAAGGCUGCUACCUCCCGCUGGACAUGGAGGCCUUCAGGAGGAUCCAGUCAGGACAACAGAAGCUGUAAUGGGCGAGGCUCUGCAAGUCGCCUCUCGGAUCCCUCUGCUGUGUCAGAACGGGGAAGGAAAGGGUUAAAGGAUGACACGAAGGGCAGGCGCGGGCUUUAUUUAACAAGUUUUACACACGCAGAUGGGUGUGUUUGAUGGGGUGGGGCAGGAGGUUACGUACCAAAGUAUAGAAUCAUUACGGCUUUAUUUUCUACUUCAUACCAGAGUGGCCCCCUGGGCUGUGAGCAUGGGGUCUUCUAUUCAUCUAUGGCCAGGGAUGUGGGACUUUUGCAAGGCCAAGAUGGCAAAGAUCAGGGGCAUGGGACCUUCGCCAGGCCAAAAUGGCAGAGAUGCGGGGCGCCCACCUUCCACGGGCCUCCAUUUCCCUGCCGUUGUUUAUUUCUCUCCUUUGCUGUCCUGCUCACACUGCAGAGUCCAAAAAGGGCUGGUGGCAGUAGUGCCUCUCUCAGGCCCCGAAGGACAAUGGGGGCCUGGCCCUCCCUCAAAGCAGCUAAGCUGAGGUGAGCUUUGCACUCCACACUGAACCAACCGGCUGGCUGGGGGCCAUCAUGCAAGGCCAAAAAGAUUGCCUUCUUUGCGGUUCACCGUUGAA
Terrapene triunguis (Three-toed box turtle) is the source of this 2687-nucleotide messenger RNA. It is a transcript of the gene SLC27A4, whose product is annotated as solute carrier family 27 member 4. Gene Ontology annotation, biological process: long-chain fatty acid import into cell; response to nutrient; medium-chain fatty acid transport. The coding region runs from base 163 to 2094 and encodes 643 amino acids. The transcript is spliced from 13 exons. Lineage: Eukaryota; Metazoa; Chordata; Testudines; Emydidae. Gene Ontology annotation, cellular component: plasma membrane; microvillus; endoplasmic reticulum membrane. Gene Ontology annotation, molecular function: long-chain fatty acid transmembrane transporter activity; long-chain fatty acid-CoA ligase activity. The record is from RefSeq and is a predicted model, not a curated record.